Messenger RNA from Toxorhynchites rutilus septentrionalis, 861 nucleotides. RefSeq lists its product as uncharacterized. The record is from RefSeq and is a predicted model, not a curated record. The coding region runs from base 158 to 721 and encodes 187 amino acids. The transcript is spliced from 2 exons. NCBI's taxonomy places the organism in Eukaryota, Metazoa, Arthropoda, Insecta, Diptera, Culicidae.
UUUAACGAACUCUUUGUAAAAAGCAGGUAAAAAUAUAAACAAAAGGCAGAACCGUGCAUAGAAAACGCAAAAAUCCUCCAUUUGUCUCAAUUAUCUAUAUUAUCGCAUUGAAGAGAAAUACGUUGCUAGGUGUGAAUUUAUAUUGUUCACAUGAAAUAUGGCAUCCACACGUGCGUUCAACAUAUUGGAGCAGCGUAACAGCAACGAAAACCAACGAGUGGGCAAAUCACAAUUAACUGGCAAGAAUGAAGCCCGUGCUCCGUUCAAACUGGCUCUCAAGGAUCUCACCAACAGCACUACCUCGCGAUCGAAUUUCGCCGGUAAACAGCUUCAGGACACAAUUAUAAAGAAGCCCCUCCAGCAAAAAUCUGCCGCUUCUUCAUUUCUUCAGAAGAAAUCUACAGAAAGCAUCACACAAGGGGGUACCAAGAGACAAAAUCCUUUCACCAUUUUCACCCCCCAGGAAGCCGAGUACAGCUGGGGUAAAGAAACCUGCCUCCGGGAAGAUUUGCUCGAACAGCUGAUAGAAUUCAACGGCGUUGUCUACAAGCGAGACAGAAAACCAAUGAAACCACUCAAAAUGGAUCCCCCGGAGCUGCCAGAGAUUACACUUCCGAAGGCAAGCCCCAAAGCUACUCCGACGGUUCCUAAGGAUCUACCGAACAGCUUCCUGUUCAACCUGACCGAAGUGGAAAUACCCGAUUUGGAUUUCAUGUUCUGAAGCGCUUCGGAAUCUGUAUUUUUUACUGCUGUUAUUCACUCUCAUCUUAAGCAUUUAAUUAUAUUUCAUCAAUUUUGGGACGAAGCUGAAAUUUGUAGAUUUGUUUUAUGAUAGAAUUAAAAUAAAUAAUUCGUUUAUAA